CUAGCAGAGCAACAUCUGGCUCCCUCUGUUGUUUUCAAAGUGCACCAACCUAGAAGCAAUGGUGAGGACCAAGGUUUUGCUUUUACUUGCCUUGGCUGCUAUUGUGAAUGGAGCUCCGGCUCUGCAAAGGGGCGGCAAGGAUCGCUCUGAUUGGCCUGGCAGGCCCAUGCCUCCCUCUGGUGGAAUUCCUUCUGAGUUGUUCCCUGGUGCCCCCUUUCAGCCUGGUCCUGGUCAAGCCAGACCAAGGCCACAGCCCAUGAGACCACACACAGGACCACGACCAGCUCCACCAAAUGCUGGCCAACUACGACCAAAUCCAGGUGAACCACGACCAUUUCCACCACAUGCCGGCCAACCACGACCAUUUCCCAUGAGACCAUACACAGGACCACGACCAGCUCCACCAAAUGCUGGCCAACUACGACCAAAUCCAGGUGAACCACGACCAUUUCCACCACAUGCCGGCCAACCACGACCAUUUCCCAUGAGACCAUACACAGGACCACGACCAGCUCCACCAAAUGCUGGCCAACUACGACCAAAUCCAGGUGAACCACGACCAUUUCCACCACAUGCCGGCCAACCACGACCAAAUCCAGGUGAACCACGACCAUUUCCACCACACGCCGGCCAACCACGACCAAAUCCAGGUCGACCACGACCAUUUCCACCAAAUGCAGGCCAACCACGACCAAAUCCAGGUGAACCACGACCAUUUCCACCACACGCCGGCCAACCACGACCAAAUCCAGGUCGACCACGACCAUUUCCACCAAAUGCAGGCCAACCACGACCAAAUCCAGGUGAACCACAACCAUUUCCACCAAGUGAAGCCCGACCACGACCAAAUCCAGGUGAACCACGACCAUUUCCACCACACGCCGGCCAACCACGACCAAAUCCAGGUCGACCACGACCAUUUCCACCAAAUACUGGCCAACUACGACCAAAUCCAGGUGAACCACGACCAUUUCCACCACAUGCCGGCCAACCACGACCAAAUCCAGGUGAACCACGACCAUUUCCACCACACGCCGGCCAACCACGACCAAAUCCAGGUCGACCACGACCAUUUCCACCAAAUGCAGGCCAACCACGACCAAAUCCAGGUGAACCACGACCAUUUCCACCACACGCCGGCCAACCACGACCAAAUCCAGGUCGACCACGACCAUUUCCACCAAAUGCAGGCCAACCACGACCAAAUCCAGGUGAACCACAACCAUUUCCACCAAGUGAAGCCCGACCACGACCAAAUCCAGGUGAACCACGACCAUUUCCACCAAAUGCCGGCCAACCACGACCAUUUCCACCAAGUGCAAGCCGACCACGACCAAAUCCAGGCACACCGCUAGUAAAUUUUGGACCAGCUGGUGGUCCAGGACCAAGCCAAAGACCAGUGCGCCCCACUAGACCUGGUCCAAGACCUAUGACACCCGGAUAUUCUCAGCCAUUGUCAGGAGGAAACAUAGUGGUCAAUAAUGGAGAUGAUGGUCCCUGGACAAAUUGGAGUCCAUUUCAGUGGGGGACGAGUGGACUUUUCCCCUAUGGCAGCUACUAUGGUGGCAGCUACCCAUUUGGAUUUGGCUGGAAUGGUGGCAACUUUCUUUUUGAUCGUGAAGAGGAUGACAAAAAUGGGAAUAAUUAUCUGUACAACGGAGACUACCCGUCCUACACAAGCAACGCAUGCAACUGUGCUGGAAACAGCGAGUGUCUCAACAACUGUUACACAUCGCAGAACUACAAGUAUGUCAGCAGCCAGUAGCUAGACGUCUACUGCCACUGAACUAUGUAGCUCAUCAAAUUAGCUAAACUGACUCAUGUAGCUAGCAUGUACAUAGGUAGCCAUACAAAUGCAUUACUCUUGGUUAUAAAUUAAUUGUCUCAUCAGUAGGGGCUGGCCCUUGGCUAG
This is a messenger RNA of Geodia barretti, 1912 nucleotides long. Lineage: Eukaryota; Metazoa; Porifera; Demospongiae; Tetractinellida; Geodiidae. The record is from the annotation of a GenBank genome assembly.